UCAAAACUUCUCAGGAACGAUAGGAAGGUGAUGUUCGGGGAGGGAUAUUUUCUAGCUUUUCCACUUUAACUUUUAUCAAGGGAUAUCGGAUGUCUCAAUCUGUUUUUGAACAUCAUCUAUUUGACAUAUAUACCCUUCUAUAGGCGUCUGAUAUAAUCUAGGAGCGUUAAAUAGAUUUGUGUAAAUAACAUAACUAUAUGAAUAUAUAGAUAUUUAUAGUUUAAAAAAAACCGCUAAUCAGACAGUUUCAAUCAUAUUUGAAUUUUCUAGAUUUAUCAGUGUAAUCACAUUUAUUAGAUAUUUGUUGAUAAAUUAGUAAUUAUCUUUAAAAUAUUCAUACAUCAUCUAAAUAAAUUAUCUUCAAAUUAACUUUUAAAUUUUAUUCUUAUUUUAAGAAUGAAGAACAUAAUGGUCAUAUCUUAAAAUCUAAUCAAACAGAUUCGAACGAUAAAAAUAAUAUCAAACGAAACUUAGACAAUAAUCAACUGCAAGAAGAUCAAAUCGAUAGUCAUCGACAUUAUAAUGAACAAUCGAAUUCUUUUUUCAAUAACGAAAAUCUUCACAACUCGAUGAGUACUCAAUCGAUUGUGAUUAAUUCCAGAGAUAACGAACAUGAUUAUGUUUUUAUUCCAAAUAAUCAGAUAUUAUCUGAUGAACUGCUGAAAAAACAACAAACAUCUAUCAAUAGAUUAAAAGAUGAUCAAACAAUGGGCAAAUUUCAAUACAAUAGAUCGAUAUCGCUCAAUCCUGAAUAUGGUCAAUCACAAGAAGCUAAUCCACAUAGAAGAACCUCUUUGACAAUUAAUCUUGAGAAUGCGAGAGAUGAAUCUCGAGAAUCAAUCAAUAAAACGACAAUAGUAAAAACAUAUUCAAGAAAAUAAUUCACUUUCAGUUGGAUCAACAAACAAUAACAACAAAUUAAAUGUUGAACAACAUGAACAAACAAAAAUAAUAUCUGAUGAUUACUCACCGGUAUUCUUUUAGAAAUUAUUUUCUUCUUUAUAGAUCGAAUCAUGUCUUAUAAUCAGACUAUUUUUUAAAAUAUUCACCUUGAUUAGUUAAUUGAUAGUUCUCUCAAAUAUUAACAAUUGUUCAUUCCAAAAAAGAAGGCGGAUGGCUAUUUUUUGAAUAACGUCUGAACGGAUUGAGACAGAGAGCUGCGGUUUUCAUCAUUGGAAAGAGGAGAUGAAGACUCAUCGAACCAUGUAUAAAAACAUUUUUCUGACUGCUUUUCUAACAGUUUUACAUAGAGCUUCUAGAAGAACAGCAUAUCUCCCAUGUUUGCAAUGUUAUUUUAUUGAUUUUGAAGAGUGUAGUAGAACCGACAGAUGAAGCAUUACAAAACUAUAUAAACAUUUUAUUCCUAACCACUACCAAUAAGAUAUCCUAGCCAUUGGAAUGCAAUUUAUCAUCCAAUUUUUGGAACAAAAUAUUCAACCGCCUUCAGUUUUGGAAUGAGCAAUAGAUCAUUUGAGAUUAUGAUUGAUUAUUAGAUAGGAUGAAUUUUAUUUGCUUCUAUGCUCAAUCUAUUUUAAUAAAAUAAACGAAAUAGACAAGAUUUUAGCUGAGUGUUUUAUCCAGAGCGGUACCCGGGGAAGCGCCCCCUCCGCCGAAAAAAAAUUUUUCGCUCUUCCAGAAUUUGAAAUCGUCCCUCCGGAGAAAAAACCUGGAUAAAACACUGUUUUAGCUUUAAACAGAAUGUUUCCUUAUUGUCGAUUUAUGAUUUUCAUUUACCAAAAUUUGAAUUAUCAUUUAUGAUAAUGAAUCAUUUUGGAAAAUUAAUAUUCUAAUUCUAUAUAUAAUAUAAUAUGAUAUUGUUAUAUACAUAGGAUAUAUCGAUUGCUCGAACCAAAUUUUGAAGGAAUACGAAGUCGAAUUGAACUGCUUGGUGAAUUAAUUUCAAGCAACAAACUUGAUUCAAUACCUGAUGAAUACGAUCAAAUGAAAGAUAUUAUUGCAGCCAUUGAACGAAACGAUCGUUUUCAAUCAGAUUCAGAUGGUAAACGUCUUCUUCAAUUAACGAAUGCAGCAAAAAGUAAUUUAAAUAUUGAUUUAUACAAUCUUGAUGUUGAAAUACAUCGUCAAUUUGGACUUCAUUCUGUUGAAGUUAUUGGCGACGGAGCAUGUGCCUUUCGAGCUACUCUCAUAUCUGGUAUAUUUAUUCAAACAAUACUAAUUAUUAACAAAUAUACUUGUUUAAAUGUAGGAUUACAUCAACCUGAUGUGUAUCAUAGUGAAUUACGUGAAAAUGCUAUUGAACAAGCAUUGAAUAAUAUAGAUUAUUAUUCAACUGUAUUAAGACCUGGUGAAAAGGUCAGUGAGAAAGAAUUGAAAGAUUGGGCCAAAUCAAUGGCUGAUUCAAACACCUGUGGAGACGAAAUGGCUAAUAUGGCUUUAGCAGAUAAAUAUCACAUUCAGUUGGUUAUUUUUCGUGCUGGAGAAUUACUUACUGUUGUCAAUCCACGUGAUAGAUAUGUUAAACAUAUAGCUUUUCUUGUUAAUGUCGGUACAUAUUUAAAGCUCUUGUAUACUGAACGAUCAAUAAAUGAAAUAAGUUUAGGUGGUUUACUUAUUUCUAUUGUUCUUCGUACGAUACAAUAUAAUAUGGCACGUAUGCGUGAUAAAUAUCUUCAUACAAAUUGUUUAGCUACAUUAGCAAAUAUGUCAUCACAAUUUCAAAAUUUACAUACAUGUGUAACACAACGGAUUAUUUCAUUAUUUAAUGCACUUUCACGUAAACAUUCGAAAAUAUUAGAUUUUAUACAACAACACUCUCGACAAGAAAAUACAGCAUCAUCAACACCAACAACAAUAACAAAUAAUAUGCAAAUAAUAGCAUCAAAUGAUGAAAAUUUUAAUGAAUAUAUUCAGGAUUUAUCGAUUAUUGAAGAUGUGAUGAGAAUGAUUUUAGAAAUAAUUAAUUCUUGUUUAACACAUACACUUCGAUAUAAUGUUAAUCUUAUUUAUGCAUUACUUUAUAAUAGAGAAAUAUUUGAUUAUUAUAGAACACAUCCAAGUUUUCAAGAUAUUUUACAAAAUAUUGAUACAACAAUUACAUUUUUUGCUGAAAAAAUUGAUCAAUUAAAAUACCGUUCAGCUGAAUAUGUUAAAGAAACAUUAGAAACAAGUGUCAAACAAUUUCCAUUAGAUCGUUUAAAAAAAUUUCCUGAUUUAAAAUUUAAAUAUGUUGAAGAAGAACAACCAGAAGACUUUUUUGUGCCUUAUGUUUGGAGUUUAGAUUUAAAAAAAAAACAAAAAGAAAAAUUUAUUAUGAGUUAUUCAGCAAAUGAUCCCGAUGAUUUGGUACGAAAAAAAAUUGAUCUUAAUCAUAUUACAAAUAUGAGUUAUCAAAUGCAUGUACCCGAUUCAAUUACGGUUGGUCCUAAUCGAUCAUCUGUACCUCGUCUUCAUAUAGAUGAUGAUCGAUUACCUGUUCGUAUGGAAGUACCUAACAGUAUUCGACUUGCUGGUCAGUCCAAUACAGAAAUUCCUAAUGGUACUGAAUUUUCCAAAAUCAAUGAUCCUAAUCAUUCAUCAGGUUCAACUACACAACAAACAUCAUUUCAUCAAUUAGAUGUUGAUCCUUCAAGUGAUGAUGAUUAUACAACAAUUGAUAAACUCGGUUAUAAUCAACCAAUCAAAAUUGGUGAUCAAUGGAAUCUUGUACCAUAUCCAGAACUUGAUGAUAAAAACAUAUUAAAUAAACUUCAAUCACUUCAAAAUCAGAUCCACCGUAUUGAACGAACAUUGGCAAGACGAGAUAUGCGCGAUCGACUUGUUUAUACUUUUGUUAUUGGCUAUAUUUUUCUUCAAGCUUUAUUUUCUGUUCGUCGUUCAAUGCUUAACUGA
Rotaria sp. Silwood2 is the source of this 3849-nucleotide messenger RNA. Lineage: Eukaryota; Metazoa; Rotifera; Eurotatoria; Philodinida; Philodinidae. The record is from the annotation of a GenBank genome assembly.